Molecule: messenger RNA, 2080 nt
Organism: Porites lobata
Lineage: Eukaryota; Metazoa; Cnidaria; Anthozoa; Scleractinia; Poritidae
Source: the annotation of a GenBank genome assembly
AUGCAUAGUAAUGAUAGUAGUGGAAAUAAUGGAAAUAGUGAAAGUAUUAAUGUUACUUUACCUAAUAAUAAUAGAAUGGAAGUACUUGAUUACUCUAGUGAUAGUGACUCUGAUGGUUCUGAUGAUCCUGAAAUCCGCAGCGAUGCAUCCAUCGCUUCCUUGGAUGUUGAUGGGUCUUCUCUUGACUCGGUCUACUCGGUUUAUAGUGAGGGUUUUGCUGUUCCGCUGCCUAAGUGGGCUCCCCAUCCUUCCAGGAAGCCCGCCGUUGUGAUUUCGCCUGGUAGGUCACGCUCUGUGUCACCUGCCAAUGGCGGUAGGAGCAGGUCUCCGCUUUCUUCUGGCAAGCACCCCUUGCCUCCUGUCGUGGGCUCCAGGCCUAAGUCUAGGAAGUCCUAGGCUGCUCGCCUCUCCCUUCUUCCCAUUAAAGUUUAACGUUAUUUCGAUCAACGCGAACCGCCUGCGUAUGGCUGAUAAGCGUGCUGGUUUCUUGCAGUGGUUGCAUUCUCUACCUGUUGUCGUUGAUGUUGUCUGUAUCCAGGAAUAUCACUGUGUUUCUCUGGCUGAAUGUGAUUUGUGGUUUCGUUCUUCUGGUUUUCCAAGUGUUGUUUCUCCUGGCUCCAAGAAAUCUUGUGGUUGUGUUGUCCUCUUUCGUCCCACUCUGUCUUUGGUCCAAUCUUGGGCAGAUGAGGAAGGGCGUCUGUUGCAAUGCGAGUUUUCCUUUUGUGACCAGUCCUUUUGUGUUAUUUUGUUGUAUGCUCCCAACCGCAACCCUGUAAGGAACCAGUUCCUUGAGCAACUGGCUGAUGAGGUUGAUCCCUCCAUUCCUACACUUCUUUGCGGUGACUUUAACACGGUCUUUGACCGCAAUCUUGAUUGUUCUGGCUCUGACUCUUCUGACACCUGGAGAGAGAGCUCCGCCGCACUUGCGACUCUCUUUGAGUCUUGUUGCUGCAUUGAUGCCUGGAGGUAUCUCCAUCCUACCUCUGCUGGUUUCUCUUGGACCAGGCCAGACGGCUCCAUAUCUUCUCUUAUUGGCUUAAUUCGUUGUCCUUAUAUCUGGGUGUCGUCUAUGUCCUCUUGUGAUUUCGUUUCCUGUCCUUAUUCUGAUCAUUGUGCUGUGUUGUUUUCUGUUUUUGUCCCUGGCAUUGUGCCGCCUGUUCCUGGUCUUUGGAAGUUGAACGCUUCUAUCCUCAAUGAGGACGAUUAUGUCCAGCUUAUCACUUCUUACUGGGGUGUCUGGCGUACCAAAAUGUUGACUUUUUCCAGCCUUGCCAAGUGGUGGGAGGCUGGUAAGCGGGAAAUUCAGCAUAUCACUCGGGAUUUUUGUGUCUGUCGGGCUAGUGAGACUCGGGCCUCUCGAAAUCUCUUGUGCCGUCUCGCUGACCACCUGAAAUUGUGGUUUGACAAGGGUCUCAUCUCAGCCUACGUGCCUUACCGCUCAGUUCUUAUUAAUCGUCUAGCUGAGUUGGAUCUUGCUCAGGCCAGGGGUGCUCAGGUUCGCUCUCGGAUCUGGUGGGUGGAGGAGGGCGAGACUUCCUCCUACUUCUGUCGUCUCGAGAAGAAGCGCUCUGCUGACAGAUGGAUUUCUACUGUCCGCAACCCUAGUGGUCAUAUUGUGUCUGACCCACAAGGCCUUUGUGAUUCUUUUUCCUCCUUUUAUUCUGGUCUAUUCUCUGCCUCUCCUGUUGAUCCUUCUGGUCAACAGUCUUUACUUGCUAACCUGUCUUCUGUUCUUUCUCCUCACCAGGCUGAGAAAUGCAAGGGUUAUUUGAAUGUGGGAGAGUGUUAUGAGGCUCUCGUGGGUAUGGAAAAAACAAGGCUCCUGGGUCUGAUGGUCUGCCCAUGGAGUUCUACGUUAAGUUUUGGGAUGUACUCGGUCCUGAUCUGGUUACUGUGCUUAAUUCUUGUUUUGACGCGGGUCUUCUCUCUUCCUCGCAACGUCGAGGGGUUAUCUCUCUGCCUUUUAAGAAGGGUGAUCGGCUCGACCCUCGCAAUUGGCGUCCGAUCUCACUUCUUAAUGUUGAUUACAAGCUGGCUGCUAGGGUUCUUGCUGGGCGUCUUCUUAAGGUCAUCCAUCUAG